Messenger RNA from Linum tenue, 2098 nucleotides. The record is from the annotation of a GenBank genome assembly. NCBI's taxonomy places the organism in Eukaryota, Viridiplantae, Streptophyta, Magnoliopsida, Malpighiales, Linaceae.
AUCGAAUUCAAAUCCACAAACCAAACUACCCUUAUUUUGUUCUCUCCUCCACUAAUGUUCACACAAAAAGACCAUGAAACCCCACAUUCCCAUCAAAACAAAACACAACCUCCUUUCUCUUUCUGGCUCUGUCUCUUCAUGCCCUCCCAUUUUGCAAGCUGUAAAAAAGAGGUAAUGCCUUAGUUAGCCUUUACCCCACCUCACCUUAUUAUUCCUUCUCCCACAGACAAAUGGUUUCAGCUUAGCUGCAAACAAAAGAAACUUCCUUCUUCCCCACCUUCACAAAGCUCCAUCCUCUCAACAUUGGCCUGGUAUUGAAGUCUUCCUCAAAAGCUCCAAACUUUCAUCGAGCCCUUCUCAUAACAUGGUCCCCCUUCCAGAAUUUCUAGCAAUGUCACAGUUUGCUCUUCUGGGUUUUGUGUUUUGCAGGCAUGGCAGGAAGACUAUCAUAACUGCUGCCGCUGCUAUGGAUUUUGGUGUUGAGACUUUGAGCUUGUGAAAAGGGGAAAAGGGAAGAACUUUGUUUUGUCUAAGGUUUUUAAUUACUAAUUAGAUAACAAUAAUAGUAAUAUAUUAGUACAAAGAAUGCCAGUUCCUCUUGCACCUUAUCCAACUCCACCAGUUGCUCCAUAUAAUCCUCCUCCUCCACCUCCUCCAGCUGCUGCUGCCAAUGGUGGACAAAGCCAGCUAGUGUGUUCUGGAUGUAGAAAUCUGUUGCUUUUCCCAGUUGGGGCAACCUCAGUUUGCUGUGCUGUCUGCAAUGCAGUCACUGGAGUUCCUCCUCCUGGCACAGAGAUGGCUCAGCUGGUAUGUGGAGGCUGCCACACUUUGCUCAUGUACAUUCGUGGCGCGACAAGUGUCCAAUGCUCAUGCUGCCACACUGUCAAUUUAGCCUUGGAAGGUAAGGGGAAAAGUUAGAAUCACUAAAAUUCCAAAUUUUUGGCCAAAAGGGCAUCUCAGGAAUGCUGAAAUGUGGGGUUUGUUGUUAUAAAGUUUCAGCCUUUACCCUAUUUGAGGCAUACAAUUUUUUGAGAAUUGGAGUGAUGUUCAUCCUCGCUAUCCAAAUUGUGAAAGGUAUUAUGUUUAUGCAUGAAAAGGUGAUGGAUGGUCAAGCCUAAAGAAACCCCCUAACUGAAUGACCAUGAUCUCCCAAAAUUUGGCCUAAAGUGGGGUUUUUUAAAAACUUAAGUCAUAAAGUUUUACCCUUUAUGAGGAUGAAAUACAAUUUUUGGGAAAAGCAUUUGAGUGAUGGUUUGGUUCUUGUCUUGGCAAUUUGGUGUUUGGGACAGCAAACCAAGUGGCACAUGUGAAUUGUGGGAACUGCAGGAUGCUGCUGAUGUGCCAGUAUGGAGCUCGAUCUGUCAAAUGCGCAGUCUGCAAUUUCGUUACAUCAGUUGGGGCCUCUGCAAGCACUCCAGAGCAGAAAUUCAGCACUGCUUGAUCUUGUGGUUUCACUUGCGAUCUUUUACUAAGUACUCGUCGACAACGAUUGAAUCAAAACGCCAGUGGCGUGGAGCAAUGAAAACUUCAACUCCAAGUCACAAUGUAUAGAGUUGAUCUUCCUCCUUUUUAAUUUCCCUUUGAAUAAACCAGUUUUGGAGAAGUUUGUGGUUAUUUGAACUAUAUAACUACUAUCAAAAAGUUUAUAAUGUUGAGAUAAGGAGUAGAUUUCUGUUUUGGAAAUGGAAAGACUGGACAAUCUGAAUCUCAAUGGCUUGGAAGUCACAGAGACACAUAAUGGUGGUGGCCCAAAAGAGAUAUUUAGAAACAGAAAGACAAGGUUCUGGGAAAAAGGGUAUUUGUGGUUGAAAGCAAAAGAAGAGAGCUUUCAUGUUGAAAACCAUAGCCCAUAGGAAUUCCUUGGGGGCAGGAAGAUCACUUUCAAAAUCCAGAAAGAAUCUUAAUCCAUGUCAUUUUCACAGUUUUCCUCUUUCAAGUUUUGGGUUAAGGUGGUUUUAUAGUCUUGUAUGUCAAUUUAACAAGCAAGUCUCCAUACUAUGAUUCUAAAUGUGGUUUAUUCAUCUUUGAACCCCUUGGUUUCUAAACAUUCACUGAAAUUGGUUAGUGAUUACCAAUAGAAUCAGCUCAUGUUUGAAAA